AUACGGUGCGUCGUUACGACGAUAACGAACCCCACUUUACCACUAAAAAAGUUUACAGAGUCCUCAUGAAAUCGACGGCUUUGUCCGGUGGCAAGAAGGACGGAAGUUGCUGGGUUUAGACCUUUCCUCUACUUGGACAACUUUCUAGACCUCACGUGUAGACUCAAAAAAAAAAAAAAAAGAAAGAAGAAGCUUUUCUUUUUUUAUGUUUUCGCCAACUCACCACGAUUCUUGCUUCAUCCCUGGGAAUUUCUUUUAUUUCUUCUCUCAAGUCUAAUUGAUCAAACCAUCCACUUUAUUGAUUCACCUGUAAAUUCCAGGUUCUUGUUUCUUUUUUCAGCCGCCUUUGUACCUAAGCUUUUUCUGCUUCUUUAAUCUUUUUAUUUCCUUUUCUUGAUGCUUAUCUACUUAUAUCACGGAUCCUGAUCCUCUAGUUGGCCACGCUUGUCUCUGUAACAUCUUCGUUUGUUUGAAUUCUUUACUGGAAUAACUUUUCUGGUGGUGGGUUACUGUUUAAAUGAUAGUCAGUUCCAAAUUUUGCAAUUUCUUGGUGGUUGUUCAAUUUUUAGUUCUUGAAGUUCUUGUAAUUCUGUUUUGCUUCUCAGAAUUCUUUAAUGAAUCUGAGUUUUUGAGCUCUUCUAAGGGAGAUGGCUUUCAGGGCCGUUCAUUGUUGGACUUUGGGUGGGCUGAUAGUGGCCUUCGUUGACCUUGCUGUUGCUUUUAAUCUGCUAUGUGGGUCAGCUUUUGCAUUUGUUCCUUCAAAGUUCUUGAGUUUCUUUGGACUUUAUCUGCCAUGUCCCUGUAGUGGUUUUUUUGGUUACCAAAACGAUGAUUUGUGCUUGCACAGACUGCUUAUUGAUUGGCCAAUAAGAAAGAUUAAUGCUGUUCAGGAGUUGGUGAAGAAUAGGUUCCCUUUUGAUUUGAUUUGGUUUGGGCAUGAAUCCUGCAAUUUCCAUGUGGAAGGGUGUAGAAAAUGUGGAAAUGGGGUUAUUGAAUUGGAGGGAGAAGCGUGUUCUAGUUUGCUUUCAGGUCCAAGAUUACAAAGUUCUGUUGAUAGGGAAAGUGGGUAUGAUGCUAAGGGUAAGAAGAUUACCAACCAGAAACAUAAGUAUGGGAUCCGGCGGCGUAGAAGAGCUGCUGUUGGAUAUGGAAAACUCUGUCCUGCUUUGUCUUCUAAUGGCACACAUUUGGUUGGUAUAGAUGUUCCCGGCCCUCUUUAUGAUGGCAGUGGAAUGAGAAGCAAAAUUAGCGAAGACUUGGAUCCUGGAAGCGGAAUAGAAGAUGGUUUCCUAGGUAAUCGAGAUGUUCCAAAUGGCAUUGACUUCAGUGAAAGAAUAAGGCAUAGGUUUGAAUUGGAUGGAUCCUAUGGGAAGGGUAAAGCCAUCAAAAGGGAUCAAUUAUCUGUUGAAAAAUUUACCUGUGAUUCUGAAGACAAGUUGUGCAGUGCUGGAAAUGAUGCAAAUGUGAUCCAAGUGCUGGAACAAGCACUUGAAGAAGAGAAAGCUGCCCGUGCAGUUCUUUACCAAGAGUUGGAGAAAGAGAGGGCUGCUGCUGCAACUGCAGCUGAUGAAGCCAUGGCAAUGAUAUUGCGGUUGCAAGAGGAUAAGGCAUCAAUUGAAAUGGAAGCGAGGCAGUAUCGCCGGGUGAUAGAAGAAAAAUGUGCUUAUGAUGAAGAAGAGAUGAACAUUCUGAAAGAGAUCCUUGUCAGGAAGGAGAGGGAGAUUCAUUUUCUUGAGAAGGAAGUUGAAGCUUAUGAGCAGAUGAACUUUGUGGGAAAUGAUCUGGUGGAAGGUGAUUCAAGCUAUAAAAUAAAUAAAAAAGAACAGACAAUUUCGCUUUCCAUUGAUUCAAAAGAGAAUCCCCUUCCAGUGCCACAGAAGAUUGAGAAUAGUGAAUCCAUUAGUGAAAAUGAAGUGGCAACUAAUGCAAGAUGGUCUUCAAAUCAUGAACAUGUACGCACACCUGCCUUGGGGAAAGAAAUGAUGCCAAAGCACAACGAGUUAGCUUCUGACUUUUCCACUUCACAAGGAUUGGUGCAGAAAACUCCAAGUGUAGCAGGGACAGAAAAAACAAAAAGGGAUAUUGACAUGAUAUCACCAGGAAUGAAGGCACCCCAAAUUAGUGGCAGCACUGGAGAGGAGCCAGAGAAAAAUGGGGAACAUUGGAAUCAAGCUGGAUGCAACAUGCAUGGUUCCAUGCUUGACACAGAAUCAACAGUUUAUGAUGUUCAUGUUAUUGAUGAUAAAACAGUACACUGGAAGGAGAAUGGUAGAAAAGAGAGUGGACCAUUGAGUACUGCCACUUCAGAUUCUGGGGUUCAGAAUAGUCAAUUUUUGAGUGAUUGUCAAACUAUGAGCAUGGCAGAAAUUGAGCCCAAAGUUCAUGGAAACUCUUCCAAUAUGCAUGGCAAGUUACUAUUUUCGGGUAGUUCAAUGUGCAGAACCCAUAGUAUGGACUUGCAGAAGCAUUCUCCACCUGCAGUUGAUGGUGAAAGGUUGAAAAUUGACAAUGAGGUUGAAUGGCUUAGAGAAAGGCUGAGAAUAGUGCAAGAGGAAAAAGAGAAGUUGACUUUCUCUGCAGAGCACAGAGAAAGGGUAAAUGCACAAUUGAGACUUGUGGAAGAUAUAGUGAGCCAGCUUCGAGAGAUUCAGUUGCUGAGAAAGCCUGUAAGGCAGGCUUCUUUACCACCAUCAUCUUCUAAGGAGAACGUGAAAAAAAGACAUUGCCGGAGUGUGUCAUGGGAAGAUUCUGAAAAUGCUUAAAUCAAGCACUGGAAUCAGCAGAAUAGAGAAGAUUUAGGUUUGCCUCAAGUUUUUUUUUUUUAUAUAUUUUUUUAUAGAAGCUUGGAACCUGUGCAUGUAAAUCCUUUAAGUGGCAUCAGUCGACCUUCUGAACUAUACAUUAGUAUUAUUGUUUAAUAUUGUAGAUAAAGAAUCUUGUUUUUUAAGUUUUGAAAUGAAUUAAAAUUGUUUUAAA
Hevea brasiliensis (rubber tree) is the source of this 2976-nucleotide messenger RNA. Its product is annotated as myosin-binding protein 7. The transcript has 3 exons. The record is from RefSeq and is a predicted model, not a curated record. NCBI's taxonomy places the organism in Eukaryota, Viridiplantae, Streptophyta, Magnoliopsida, Malpighiales, Euphorbiaceae. Bases 648 to 2762 code for a protein of 704 amino acids.